Messenger RNA from Setaria italica (foxtail millet), 993 nucleotides. Its product is annotated as factor of DNA methylation 1. Lineage: Eukaryota; Viridiplantae; Streptophyta; Magnoliopsida; Poales; Poaceae. Gene Ontology annotation, biological process: gene silencing by siRNA-directed DNA methylation. The record is from RefSeq and is a predicted model, not a curated record. The transcript is spliced from 5 exons. Bases 1 to 993 code for a protein of 330 amino acids.
AUGCGGCGAACAAGUAACCUCUCAGGUUAUGGCUCGCACCCUCGCACACCCGCGCUCGCCCACCGCCGGUCGCCGGCGCCGGAGUGGCGGCCGGCGACCGGAGGGAUAACACAGAUGCAGCAAGUUGCUUGUAAAAAAGUGAGCAGAACUAUCGAGGACAAUCAUAGGUUGGAUGAAGAACUGAAGACCUGGCAACGAGAUAUUGACAAUAGACGUAAAGAACUUGAAGACUUGGCAUCCAAAAGCAAUAUUGUGGAUAAAGCAAAGAUCGAAGAAGACUUAGAAAAGAAUGCAAAGGAGAACGAGAGUCUUAAUUCAGCAAUCCAGAAGCAGAUGGAGGCAAAUAAGGAACUUUUCUGUCUCCUUCAGAAACAAGAAUUGCAGGAAGGCACAAAUGAUGCUUUGAGGGUGUUAAAAUGUCUGCAAAAGCAAUUGAACGCCAAACAUGAACUUGAACUAGAAAAAGUACGGUUGAAGGGGGAGCUAGAGGUAAGGAAGCACAUGGUAGCUGAAGAAGAUACAAAAUUGCAGCAGGAUCUUGAUAAGAUGCAUGAAGAUCUGGAAGAGAUAAAUGAGGAAAUAGCGUACGCUAAUGAUUUUAACCAGACCUUUAUUGUUAGGGAAGAAAUGGCUAGUGAAGAGCUGGAAGAUGCCAAGAAAGAGAUGAUAAGGGCCUUGGAACAAAGGUCAGGAAAGUCAGGCACUCGAUCCAAUAUGAAUUUUGGUGUCAAAAGGAUGGGCGAGCUUGAUCAGAAAGCCUUUCGUGCUGCAUGCAGAAACAGAAUAGCAGAAGAUGACUUUGAUGUGGAGUUCACACUUAUAUUUUCAAAAUGGGAGGACGAGAUUAGACAGACAAAAUGGUAUAUUGAUGCUGAUGGCAAAAAGAAGGAAAAAAUUCAGGAAGAUGAUGAGAGACUGCAAGCUCUCAAGGCUGAAUUUGGUGAGGAGGCACACGGUUUAGUUGUUAAGGCCCUCCUUGAAAUGCAUGAGUAG